AUGGAGGUGGAUCAACGCGAAAGGCUGCGGACGUUGAUAAGGCAAUGGAACGAGAACCGGCUGGAUUUGUUCAGCAUCAGUGAGCCCAACGAGGUAUUUUUCGAGUUUUUAAGUUGUUUUGGCGAUUGUAAUUGAUGGAUUUUUGAGUAAUUAAGGUGUUAUGUUGGUGUAGAGGCUGUUUUGAUCGAUUUUGAUGGUUUCUUUGGGAAAUUUAUGCAAAUUUUUAUUAUGUAAAUUGAGGAUAAGCUUUGUGAAACAUUUUUAAGGUUUUUUUUUCUAAAAAAACUACAUUAGUAUACGUGCGUAAAAUUGAAAAGAAAUUUAUGCGAUGUUUUUUGAAGUCAACCUUGUUUUUUAUUAAUUUAUGCAAAUUUUCUAUAAGCUAAACGAACAAAAAUGAAUGUAAAAGAUACUCCAGAACUUCCUCUGCAAAACUACAUUAAUAUCAAACUAUAAAAACUUAUACUUUUUGCAGAAUAUGGAAUUCUACGGAGUAAUGCGCUUCUACUAUCAAGAACCAGGCCAGAAAGUUACUACCAAAUGUAUUCGAGUUUCGUCUUCAGCUACAACCAAGGUGGUAAUAGAAGCGCUGGUGGAAAAGUUUCAUCCUGAUAUGAAGAUGUUAACAGAACCGGACUAUUCGAUAUGGGAAUUGCAUGAGAACAAAGAGGAACGCAUGUUGGCUAUGGAUGAGCGGCCCUUGUUGGUACAGUUGAGUUGGCACCAGACGAACAGAGAAGGCAGAUUCUUGUUGAGAAGCACCGAUGAACCUGAAUAUUUGCCGUUUUCUGUGAGUUUUGUGCUGGGAGGCUUUCUUUUGCAAAAAAUUAAUUUUGCACUGUGCAAGGUUACAUAUGUGCUUCGACGGGAAACUUGAAUUUUUAAUAUUUUAAAGUGCAUAGUUAAAAUUAUUGUUUUGCUUAUUGAAUAUAGUAUUUAUACGCUAGUUACUGACCAACUUUUAGUUAGUUUCGAUUUAAUUUGACUUUUUUACGACAAUUUUUCUUAAAAAUCUACCUUAAUAUUAAGUGUAACACUUUUAAGCCAUCAUAACUCAAUUCUCGUAACUCCAUACCUCUUCGAAUACCAAAGACAGUCUAAAAAUGUCUUACAGAUUAAGGUUAUUGUAGUUUAAACGCGUUACGGCAGAUUGGAAAUGACAGAUGGCCGUUUUGUUAUUCGGAAGCAGAUUUAGGUAAUAAAAUGGCUUUUUAUUACAUGUUGAUCUAUUGUCAUGACAUGGCCUUGUUUUUUAGAUGUUAAUGAUUUAAAGCAGCAUAAUGACUAUGAAAUCAUUUUACACAAAUUAAUUUUGUUAUCAGAUCAAUUAACUAGAAAGUUUGGGAUGAUAUUACUCAUACCUAAAAUCAUAUAAAUAAUGACGAAUUGUGAGAACAAAAGAGAAAUGGUUUAAAGUAAAGAAAGAUGACAUUAUAAAAUUAUAAAAACUAAAGUUAGGUAAUAUAAAUGAAGUUUUUUUGAUUAAAAACGGCAUUCCGCUCGAUAUUAUACUUGAUACUGCACUAUAAUAAUUAAAAAAAUUUGUUUCAACUACUUUUCAUUAGCUCUUUAACUCAAUGUUGGUCUUAAAUGAGUGAGAAAAGAUUAUUCUUUAAUGUAAAAAUAAAAAACAACAAUAUUUACAACGUUUUAAUACUAUAAUGAGCUAUUUUUGUUGUUUUAGGCGUUACAAUUUGGAGAUGAAGUUCGAUCAUCAAAACGAUCAAACAAAUUUAAGAAGCGAAUCAAGGAGAAGAGUAAGUGAACGCUUUGUAAUAGAAUACUUUGUUUACAAUUUGCAAAAAUUUUUUUUUAUUUUGAAAUUUUUGCACCGUGCAGAAUUUUAUUGACUGCACUGUGCAAAAAAUAAAAUUUUAAAAUUGCAAAAUCAAAACAAUACAAUUUGAAAAAAUUAUUAAAAAAUGCAAUCAUCAAGUGAAAAAUUUACAAAAACUUUGUUUCCAGACAGCAACUACUCGGAUGACAUGAACAAGUGUUUGUACGAAGAGCUACCUGAGAAUACCUUUACAAGGACAAUAUCGAAUCCAGAAGUUGUGAUGAAACGCCAAAGGGAACAGAAAAUCGACCAGAAAUUGAAAGAGCUUGGAGAGAUGGGUUUGACUGGUAAGUUUUGGGUCUUUUAGGUACUGAAUUCAGUUGCUGAAGGAUUUUAUUGUACUCUUUGGGUAGUGUAACAUUAUUUCGAUGUUUUUUUGGUGGUAAUGGUUGUUAUUGAUUAUUUUAGGUAUUAAGACAGCUUUUAUUUUCAAAUUUAGGUAGUUAAAUCAAUUUCGGAAUAACGUUUAGGUAUUAAAAAUUAUUUUAAAAUUAUUUUUGCUUAUUUUUGUUACCCAAAUUUUGUUAAAUUCGAUUUAAAACAAGGUUAUUAAAGCGGAGAUGCUUUUAAAACUACUAUUUACCGUUGUGAUAAGAAUCUUUUUUAAUUUCCAUCUAUUAAAUAUAGACAUUCAGUUCUACCUAAUAUUAAACGAAGCACUUCUAGCCAUUUUUUAUUAAACAAAACCUUAUUUUAGGUGGAAGUCUGAAGAUUUAUUGUGAAGAAUUGGAUGCCAACCGGCCAUAUGUGUCAGUAUUGGUAAGCCCGUUGGACCACGUGGAGAAGGUGCUACAGGAAGCGGUUGAGAAGUUUAGUUUUGGCACUUUGGAUUACAAAAGCUUUGUCAUUGUGGAGGUAAGACAUUAUUUUGGGACGGGGUUUUUAGGAUUUUAUAAGGUAAGGAGAGAGAGGAAGGGGGGGGAGAGAGAGGAAGAGGGACUACUGCUACCUACUCCUGUUCUUACUCUUCUCCUACCGCUACCCUUACUGUUUUCUCUAUUUUUACUCUACCCUUGCCUCUCCCUCUAUCUUAUCCUACUCUUACUUCUACGUCUAUUCCGGACUGAUCUAAAAAAAAUUUUUUUUUAUUUUAACAAAACGGUUUUAAAAAUGGCAAUAAAACAUAUUUUUAAGAGUUAUUAAGCAAAAAGGAAGCGCUUGCUUUUUUUAAAAAUAAAAAAAAUUUUUUUGCUGACUGGACCCAAAGAUUUUGGGUUUGGAGCGGAUCGGACCUAAAAAUCACCGGACUGGACCGGUGAAAAACGUUGCGGUCGGGCAAAACACUUUAUGGUACUGUUUGAGGGUAGGGUAGGAUAGGGUAGGACAGGAUAGGGUCGGGUUGGGCAGGGUCGGGUAGGGUAAGGUAUAGUAUGUCAAGGAGAAAAUGCGAAAAGUUUAAAAUUUUAAAAGUUAUUCCUACUUCUACCCAUACCUCUACUUUUAUUUCUACCCCUACUUUUAUCCUUAUCUCUACUUUUACUUCUACGCCUACUGGUAUGUUUGUUUUACUUCUAUUUGUACUUUUAAUUCUAACCCUACUCCUACUUCUACUGCAACCACAAACCCUACUUUUACUCCUACUCUUGCCCUUACUUCUACUCCUAACUUUUUUUUACAUUCAUUCUUAAUUUUCUUUAUACUUUUACCGCUACCUCCUCUUAAUCUACUCUGUGCCCUACCAUCAUUACUUUUUUCUACCCUUCUUUUUCUUAGCUUAUCAUAAAUUACCUAAAUUAACAUAUCUCACGAUGAAUAAGAGAUAAAAGUCACAAAAAGAGCGGGGAACAGUUUUACUGACAUAAAUGACCUUUCGAUUAAAAGUUUACGAUCAAUGAUACCUAAUGCUUUGAUACCUUUUCAGGUCCAACAAAUAAACGGACAACGCAGCGAACGAAGCCUUCUCUUUGAUGAAUGUCCUGUAGUUGUCUUGGCUCAAAACAACUCCACUGGAAGUAGGUUGUCAUAAUCUUAUCCUAAGACCUUCUGAAGGUCUUUACCUUUCUAAAAAUGACUUUUUUAAAGUUUUUUGAUAAACUUGUAUGGAAUUAGAGGGGGGGGGGGGGGGGAGGAGGGGUGAUCGAUUUGAGACGUGUUUUGGUUGUGGAAUAAAUAUUUCUAGGGGGAUUAAGGGGUUUUUAAAGGAAUUUUAAGCUUAGAAUGGGUUUUUCAUUUCAUUUUUUGGGGGUGGUAAAAUUUAUUAUUUUCAAUGUAGGGGAGGGGGUUGCAGUUUUACUUCUUUUUUUUCCCAAAAAUGACUGUUUUUCGACCAAAAAAUGACAAAGAUACAAUUUUUAAAACAUUUUACUGUAGAUAUUCAAUAGCUUUUCACCUAUUGAUUACUCAAAAACCAAUAUAUUCUUUACUAUUUUAUGGUAGACAUAAAAAGUAAAUGUUUCGAUUAGAAAGUAAUUUGUUGUGUUACCCAAAGCAAUUAAUAACGACAGCUCAAACAGUUUUUUUAAACAUUCUCGCGACGAUUUAUCGAAAAGUUCGCGCAAACCAACAUGUAUAUUGUUGUAGUAGGGGAGCAUUGUAGGUGAGAAGCUAAGGGAUACUGUAUUAGCUUGUUCAAAUAAUUGUGAGCUUUCAAAAAUUUGCGUUGAGAGGGGGCACAGAAUUAUUUGAACAAUAUAAUAUGUAUCAGCAAAAGUCUUGUCGUCAAUUUUUUAUGUCUUUCAACUUCAAAAACGACAAGAUUUUUUGUUGACUCUAUUAGUAGUGUUUUACUGUAACAUGAGCUAUGACAUAUUACCGUAGAACACUUUGAAACGAAGUGUUGUAACAGAAGCAGAUUAAUGGUAUUAUGUUCUUUUUGUUGCAGUCGAGACGUCAUUUCAUCUGAGGAAACGGACUUCAUCGCCUCCAACGACAUCGACUCCGUUGAACGGGAAAGAGAGCACGGUGAGUGGGGAGUGGGGACAGAACGUCGAGAUUCUGAGAUUAAUCGCGACCUCGUCGCUUUUUUUUCUUCCUUUAAUUGCGCGCUGACCGAUUUGCUCGUGCUGCGCAUUCCUCCAAUCAAUUUGAUUUAAUAUUCAAAUUUCUGUCUCUUUUCUUGGGCUACCUUUAGGAGGUGAUUUGGGGGGGGAAUGAAAAAGUUAAAUGAUUAUGGGUUGAUUUUUGAAAUUGAGGGAUUAGGCUACGGGAGAAAGAUACCUAUAUAGGAUGAAAGAGCAAAAAAGUUACGGAAAAUACAAUUUUUAAAAAUUGCUAUGGCCUUGGCUAGCUAGAUAUUAAGAUUUAAAGAACAUUUUGCUUUUUUCAAAUUUGCAUCGGCUCGGCCUAGUGGGUCCUCAUCCACGUGUGCAGAAGGCGGACUAACCUCCUUCUGCACGCUUAGGCUUUUUUGCUUUUUUCCAUUGUGACAAUAUAUAUUGGCUAGCCAAACAAUAAUUUUAUUAGAAAAAAUUUUUUAGUCAUGAUUUUUGUUUUCACUCACUUUUAGAAAAUAUUUAUCAAAAAAUAUAGUUUUUCAAAUUCUAAAAUUACGAAGCUAGACUUUUUAAACUUAUAUGAAUAUACUGUAACUUGCUAUGCAAGGCUAUUUGGCAGUUUUUAAAACUGUUUUAGCGAGUUUUUUAUAUGCAGGGAUGAUUUGCCAAAGCAAUUCACUGUAAAAAGGGCUUAUGCUUAAAAGAAUAAAAACGUAAUUAAAAUGUGUAAAGGGAUGCAAUGACGAAGAUAUUUGGAAUUCGAAAGUAUCAUGAUAUUUCUUGUUAUUUAUGAUCGAUGGAUACGACGAUCUUUCGGAUUUUAUGAGCGAUCUUUGGGUGCGUUAGUAAUUGGAAACUCUUCUAAAUGAUUUAUCAUUACUUUUUUGCAAAUAUAAUUUAUUAAGUAGGAUUAAAGCUUAAAAAAUUUGUUAAAACUAAUGUUUAUAUAGUAUUUAACGUGCAUUUUCAGGUGCGUGUUAAAGCAUCCACGUCUUCCACCUGUUGCUCUCUCUUUUAGCUGUACAUGCCGGUACAACUCUUGUUAUCUGUCUGAUUACGUGUAUCAAUCUAGUUUUGUUUUUCAAUGAAAUCUUUUUGUGCUUAUUUUAUACUGUCUUAUAAAGCUUGGUUUAUAAACUCUUAUUGUUGAAUUCAGCUUACUUUUCACAUAUAAAGUCAUUUUUUAUUGUCACUUUUACCGUCAAAGAAUAGAGUAUAAUAUAGCGGUAGGGGAAGAUGUGUCAUCAUGUGAAAGAAUCAAACGGUUUUAUUCGAAAACAAGCCUGUUUUUGGGUUCUGGGUGUCUUAUUGUUGUCGUUUUUUUUCAAUUCUGAAUUUAUUUCGGUUUUUUGGAGGAGGUGGAAAGUUUUUUUAAGUUUGAAGGAUAUUUUUGAUUUUAAGUUACUAUCAGGGAAGUCGCUGGGGGAGAAGGGAGGUGAGUGAAUGGGUGUGGACCUUUUUCCUCUCUUCCUCCCAGAGCCGACCUGAAAAAAAUCCUAGCUCUACCUUGUUCUUCCUUAUCUUAUACUGACUUACCCUACUUUACUUUACUUUAUACUUUCUAUUAAUCCUUGUCUCACCCUGCCAUUCCCAUAUCGUACUCUUUACGUAAGAAAUUGCAGAAAAAUUUUUAAAAAAAUUGAAAAUUGAGCGCCUGUACCGUAAAAAAUUUGAAGCGAUGUCCCUGAUUAGUUAGUAUAUUGUAGCCUUAUUGAAACCUGUGUCUUAGAUUGUUUUCAGCAUGUAAUAUACGAUUUAUUUGUACUUUCUGAAGUAUUAUUAUGUGUAAUAUAAUCAAUUUCAGAUGUUAACAGACCCACCACCCAGCUAUCGUCAAGCUACACACUUUGACGUGGCUCCAGAAACGAUACAGUCAAAUAUACCGAACUAUGUGCAGUUGCGAUGUAAGUUAACUUACUGAGGCGUAUGGGAUAUUCAUUUUGAAGUGUUGUUCUAAAAAGCUUUGUAUACGGAUUAAAUAGUACUAUUUAGUAAUAACUAGUAGCAUGAAGGAAAAAAUUGUUCUUUUGGCGGUCCUGUACGAUAAUAUAUACUAAAUUUAUUUUUUAGGUAGCGCAUCACAAUUCCUGACCGGUCUGUUCGAGAACUUUAGAGGGCAUGAAGCCGAGUUUCCAUUGGCACCAGCCUUUGCUACUUAUCUGGCAGUGAAAGACCCACAUAAUCGAGAAGCACUGAUACUUCUCUUUUGUAAUAAAGUCAAUGAUUAUGUUCAGGUAAGCUUUUUUAAAAAUAUUUUUAUUAGACAUUUUAUAUAGGCAGCAUAAAGACAAGUCUAAUUUACGUUUUUUCAUCUAGGGUUAUAUUUAUUUCGUCAUUUUUGAAACUCAACUUUUCAGUCCCGACCAGACGACUGGAGAAUCCAAAACUUUUGGCUAGCCAACUGCCUCGAACUCACGAAUGUCCUAUCAAAAGAUGCCAACCAAAGAGCUACCAACAAUCUAAAUGAACAUCUGAAAGUGACAACCAUCAGAUGCUUCGACUUCCUUGUAGAAUCCUGUAGAAUCGAAGUGGAACGACGAAUGUCAAAGUUCUUGAACAUCACGGUCAGAGGUGACUUUGCAGUGAGGGAGAUCCUGGAUUUCUUGGAGGACGUGUCAAACAAUGUCAGGAGUGUUCAAAUGAAUGCUGGACUGAUUAUUCAACUGUUUUCUCACAUCUUCUACACUAUCAACAUGUAUGCCUUCAAUUGGUUGAUUUCUACUGAAGGUAAGACAGUGGAUUUGUUACGUUUUGGUCGAAAAGUUUGUGGAGCUUUGUUUUUUGAAGUUUUUUAAUGGUGUUGCUCAAUUUAAAAUUUUUAGAAGGCAACUCGAGUCUAACUCGUCAAUUUGCCACCCAAUUCCGCGCUCGCAUCUCCGAACUCACACGAUGGGCAGAAGUGCAUGGUCUCGAGCUCGUAGCUGAUUGUCAACUCGAUCGUAUCAACCAGACCCUUCUCUUACUCGUCACUCCAAAGACUGUAAAUCAAAUUGCCAGUCUAGGAGCGACUUGUUACAAGCUGAACUCACUUCAAGUACGCUUCUUGUUGAGUAUGUACAUAUCCGAGCCGAAUGAAGUGCCAGUAACACAAGUUUUGGUGGACAAUGUAGUACAGUUAGCGGAGCGACAAGCCGAUAUUAUUGUGAAGGAGGAAGGUGGAGAUGUGGUGUUGAAGGAAGACCCGGUAAUGAGGUUACCAUUCAGUUUUCCUGAAGAUGGAUAUGUUUUGGGUAUGUUAUUUUGAAGUUAUGGGGAUUGUGUUGGGUUAGAGAGGCUUGGUUUUUAAUACGAAUGUCACUUCAGAUACUCUAGAAUCAAUUCCUUUGGUCCUGUCCACCCUUCUCAACAACCUUCAACGUCUCGGCUUCUGUGACCUCAUCUACGAACAAUCCCAAGCUUCAUGGCCAUCUCAAUUCAACCACCAGCUCCCACCCAUCCAUCGCCAACCCCCACCUCACUAUCGACCACCAUCCCAAACUCUCUCUUUCGCAAAUCGACCAGACCGAAUCACUGUAACCAUUCGAAGACCAGUAGGCACUGGUCUCGGCCUCUCAAUUGUCGCAGCUCAAGGAGUGGGUGAUCAACAUAUGGGUAUCUACAUCAAAAAAGUGGUCGAAAACUCCCCAGCCUUCCUUGAUCGGUCGUUAGCAAGAGGGGAUCAGAUAUUGGCUGUCAAUGGCAUGCCAUUGCUCAACGUGUCUCAGGAAAUUGCUGCUAAACACAUUUCAGCCGCAGGCCCUAUUGUCAGGCUAGACGUGCUGAAGAACCAAGCUGCUUUCAAUGGACUAGACUCGUGGCUAGACUCCCGAUCUCAAGUACAACAAGCUCAAAACAAUGCUCAAAUUUAUGCCACAACUUCGGAUAUUCACUCACAUGUUGGGAGUUAUAGUCAGGUAGGGUUACGAUGAUUUGGUGUGGGGUUUUUGGUGGAAAGAAAGUUUUUGCGCAAAGAAAAUUUUUUGUUAAUUGAAAAAAAUUGAAAUUUGAAAUAUGUAUGUGAAGCUUAAAAUUGUUUAUUUUGAAUGUUUUCACAUAUUAUUAAUGGCUGAAAAGUCUUGGCGUUUUUUCAUUAUAGUAUCAACGUGAAUUGGUGACAAGACUUUUUUGACUUGAUAGUGGAGAAAUUUUUGAAUAUAAUAAUCAAUAGAAAGUUUUAUCUUACUCUUACCAAUCUUUUUUUUAGAAUUCCUUGCCAUCAGUGUCUUCCCAACGUCUUCCGGAACGUUUCCGACCGGUCGCUCGCCCACCAGUUAUGAAACCUCAUUAUCAACAACUAGCUCAUCCCGAUCAUCAAUUACACCAACUCAACGAUCAUCAUGGCUUCAUACGAAGAGGUUCGGUCGGAUCACUGAAAGUCAUCCAAAAUGACGUCAGAAUCCCACAACCACCUCCAGAAUCCGGCCGACGAUCAGCGCCGAUCUUUGAACGACCGGAGGAAGUCGACCGAAAACCGUCGUUAGGUAAGGAUGAAUGACUGUAUUUGGGGUUUUUGGAUAAACAAGAAGCUUGGUGAUGGUGUUUUAUAGAUUGUAGGGGAAAGGUCAUAUAAGGAAUGGCAGAAACUUUGAGUUAAAGGUUGAUUUUUUGAGUAUUAGGGUGAUUUUUCGACGAUUUUUGUUUAUUUUUGGGUCAAAACAUGUUUUUGAAAAGUGAUUUUAAGCGGAGCUUAGAAUUUUUAGAUAGCCAAGAAGCUUGUCGAUGCUGUUUUAUAGGUUUUAGUAGAAAGGUCAUAUAAAAAAUGGCAGAAAAUUUUAGUUGAAGGUUGAUUUUAAAGGGUGUUUAGCCUAUUUUUUGUUUGUAAUAAUGUCAUUUUAAGCUUGUAAACUAUAACAAUUAUAAAAAUAUUUUUAAAAUUUAAAAGUAUAGAACUUACAAAUCAUAAAACCCUCAAAAUUUGUUUUAGGCUAUAUCCCCCUUACCAAUGGAACCUCAAGACUAGUUCAUCGUCAACCUCCUGUAGUCAACGAAGUGGCCAGAAGUCAUGAAGCCUGUCUAAAUGAAUUGAAUAAAGAAUUCGAAAAAAGAAUAUCAUUCAAUUCGAAUCAUUCGAAUAACUCUAGGAAGCUGUAUCCACACAAUAAGAAUGAUGACGACUUUGUGCGACAGGUCGAUUUGCUUCAGGAACAAGCGAACCGACUGGUUUAUGAUGAUGAGGGAAGGGAAAGGUAGGGUGGAUUUGAGGUUUUUUGUUAGGAAUGAUAAGGUUUUUUUAAGUUUUGAGGAAGGAACUUUAAAUUUUGAGGGUUUUGUUACCUAAAAAUUUAGUUUUCAAGUUUUUUUGUCAUCUAAAAUUACACUUUUUUUGAGGUUUUGAAGUUUAAAAUGUCAUUUUUAAGCCUUUUGUUACCUAAAAUUAGUUUUUUUCGAAGUUUAAAAUGUUUUUUUUGUUACCUAAAAUAACAAUUUUUUAUGUUUUGGUACCGAAAACAUCAUUUUAAACUUUUUUGUUACCUAAAAUUUCAAUUUUGAUAAUGUGUAAUAUCUAAAACAAGCCAAAACCUAUGUACUUUUAGCUCUCACCACGAGUUCCAGCCUCGCAAACAGAGUCUGAAAGAGAACCGAGCCAUACCACCACAAGAUCGCUUACUGUACGAACUCGAGGAUGAUGUAAAUAAUGUAAAGUGCGUUGAAAACGAACCUCGAGUUCAGAUCUUGGGCUCAAGCGAGGUUUACAACGAUCCACGACAGAGAAGACUGAAUCAGAUCAACGAAUCUCAGAAUGCGCAGAAGACUGGCUCGGUAAGGGAUAUUAUAGUAGGCUUGAAAGAAGAUUACUAGGUCAUUUCACAUGAUAUACUGUAGUUUCUCACAAAAUUAGAUACAUAUCACCAUCUAAAACAGUAAAAAAUAUUUAUGUUUUCAGCGUGACGGAUCUCAACUAGACUUCCGAGACAAGAUGAGACUGUUCGCUUCUCAGCUAGGCGAAGACGACCUUCGUGCCAAGUUCAAAGCUUCGUCGGCCGAACGCGAAAUCGAAGAAUCGGCCUAA
Molecule: messenger RNA, 10759 nt
Organism: Bursaphelenchus okinawaensis
Lineage: Eukaryota; Metazoa; Nematoda; Chromadorea; Rhabditida; Aphelenchoididae
Source: the annotation of a GenBank genome assembly